CAGAAUAGCCAGUGGAGCUUACUCAGCCCCGAACGCUCCCUGGUAGUUUUUUGAAAUCACGCACUGGUCUACAAUAAACCGAAGUAGACAUGGCUAUGUUCAAGCUCCAUGACCUUCCGCAGGAGUAUUUGGAAUAUAUGGUCGAUAUCAUGCACAAGGAGGGACACCACUAUUUCUGUCACCCCACAAAAUUUGCAUCUGUCAGUCACUGUGCUGCCUCAAUUUCAGCUAAUCGGUCAGUCCAAAGAUACCCCGAAAAGAUCCGCCACAUCGGAGACAACUGCAACUUUGCAGUUGCCUUGAGAGGAUCAUCUGAGGUGGCCAAUAUUGCCCAUGAAUUUCACCUCGGCUGCUUCUACUUCACCGUAGGGCCUGUCAACUCGAGAAUGGAUGCCCAAGUGAGCACUUUGGACCCCGUUAAGCUAAUGAUGUUUUAUAUUUGUUCACUUAUUCUCAUUAUUUGCCUGAGCCAGAGACCCAGAAUAAACAAUGCAACCACAUGA
This is a messenger RNA of Dermacentor albipictus, 503 nucleotides long. Lineage: Eukaryota; Metazoa; Arthropoda; Arachnida; Ixodida; Ixodidae. The record is from RefSeq and is a predicted model, not a curated record.